This is a messenger RNA of Linum tenue, 2238 nucleotides long. Lineage: Eukaryota; Viridiplantae; Streptophyta; Magnoliopsida; Malpighiales; Linaceae. The record is from the annotation of a GenBank genome assembly.
GAAGAAUCGUAACUUCUGACGGCGAUUUCCUAGUUUCGACUCUCACGAAGCUCGACAGCAGCUACUGGAUCGUGGAGAGAAGUUGUGAGUCGGAAUUGUCAAUCGGCAAUUUCAGCUGGUGGCCGCGUCCUCCGCCAUCUGUGUGUCUUUACAAAGGAGACGAAUGCCGGAAUGGGUUUACUAGCUGACGACUGCUGAGCGAAGCUGGAAGCUAGAGCCAUCGAGAGCUCGAUCGAUCCCUGAUAAUAAUGUCGACGGCGACGCCAGGCGACCCCAGUCUUUCUCGCACUUUCAAGUACUUACUAGCUACCCAGUUGUUGUCCAGAGGAAUACCAUUCAUUUUCAAUUCAUGGAUCGUGAGGUACCUGACUGCCGAGGACUAUGCGAUUUACGCAGUGCAGUUUCACCUUUUCGUCACCUGCGUCCUGUUUCUCAGCCGGGAGGGAUUCCGGCGAGCCACCUUGAGGGCUGACGCUAAAGGUGCUGAAACUUCAACAGAGGAAUAUGCAACCAAGAUACUGAAAGUUGCUUGGAUGACUCUUCCACUUGGAAUUGUAAUCACAAUUGCAGCAUCUGCUUUUGUCUUCUGGUGGCAAGGGCUACACUACACUGACCCAUAUGGACAAGCUAUCUUGAUCAAUGGCGGUGCAUGUAUGCUGGAGCUUUUGGCAGAGCCGUUAUACAUCCUGUCACAGAACUUACUGCUACUUGAACUGCGGUUAAUUGUUGAAUCUGCUGCCACGCUUUUACGCUGUCUGACUAUGUACAUACUGGUCGUCAAGCUCUCUAGCAUGGACAAAAGGAUUGUUUUUGCACUGUCUCAGACUGCAUAUGGAGCUUGCUUGUUUGUAGGAUACUGGAGCUACUUUCUUCUGAGGCGUACAUUUAGAAGUUUCAAACUAUUACCAUUCAGGAUAGGAACACUGAGGGAUUAUGAUAAGCAGCUCUCGAACAUGUGUAUGCUUUUUACUUUUCAAUCCUUCCGGAAGUUAAUCCUUCAAGAAGGCGAGAAGCUUGUCCUUGUGUGGCUGGAUACACCAUAUAAUCAAGCUGUAUAUGGAAUAGUCGACAAAUUAGGGAGCUUAGUAGUGAGACUGGUCUUUCUUCCUUUUGAAGAAAGCUCAUAUUCUACAUUUGCCAGGUCUGCAUCAGGACAGUAUCCUAACAAAAGCAAGAAGGUUGGGAGUUCUCUAACUGAGGCACUGAAGCUUGUAUUACUAAUUGGUCUUGUUUUCAUGGCGUUUGGUCCUAGUUAUUCCUACUCGCUCAUUCGAUUGCUAUAUGGCCAGAAAUGGAGUGAUGGAGAAGCUUCAAUAGCCCUCCAGUAUUAUUGCGUAUAUGUAAUCGUUUUAGCCAUGAAUGGCACUUCGGAAGCAUUUCUACAUGCUGUUGCUACAGAAAACCAGAUUAAACGUUCAAAUGACUCGUUGCUUCUGUUCUCCGUUAUCUAUGUGGUACUCAAUGUCUUACUGAUUCAGUCAGCUGGAGCAGUGGGCUUGAUACUGGCCAAUUCCUUAAAUAUGACCAUGAGGAUUAUAUACUCGGCAGUCUUCAUCAAGGGUUAUUUCCAGGACUCCUCUGCGUUCUCCUUUUCCAGAUGUUUGCCUUCUGGUUGGCCAGUGCUUCUGAUUUCAGGGAUAGUUACUCUCAUUUCAGAGAGAGUAUUCCUUGACCGCGAGAAUUUCUGGUCGACAUUCUUCAUUCACUUUUCCAUUGGAGUAGCUUGCCUCUCCAUAUCGUUGAUCAUCAUAUAUCGCCGUGAAAGGUCCUUCAUCAACAAAAUUAUUCGUUUCCGUGAUCACGAAGACUGAACAAGAGUGGGACAUUGUAGCAGCAAGUUCCCUGUACAAGAGAUUUUCAGCCAUUGCUGUAGAAAUAGCGAAGAUCGGUAAAAUCAGAAUCUUACCCUUCAAAAUUGGAGCAUCAAUCUGAUGAGUCAUGCUCGAACAUCCUCAAUAUUCCACCGUUUACGAAGCAGUUAGCAUUCAUGGUAUACAAUUAGCAACAAUUUACAUUGAUCUCAUAGAAUCUGACAAGGAUUUGCUUUCUUGUUUAGAAACAGUAUAAAAGAAAGUCUGCAACAGAGCUGCUAAGCUACUUCAAUGAACAAGAAGUGUGUUGCUUUGUUCAUGUUGUAUCUGAACAAGAAAAAGCCGUGACUUAACCAUGUUAGUAACGAAUGAGUUCCGAAGAAUCAUUGUUGUUCUAACCCUCUCUUCAGCGAAACCAUCGGUUCAC